This is a messenger RNA of Linepithema humile (Argentine ant), 4135 nucleotides long. RefSeq lists its product as uncharacterized. The record is from RefSeq and is a predicted model, not a curated record. Lineage: Eukaryota; Metazoa; Arthropoda; Insecta; Hymenoptera; Formicidae.
AUUCAUAUCCAGCACCGCGCGAAUCUCGCCAAUCGUUGACGCACAUUGACAAGUGACAGUUGGUGAUAGUUUGCCGCUUUUGGCGAAGUGAAAGGAUCGUGAAUCGCGAAUCAAAUCGCUUUAUUCGCGAACGAUCUCGCGUUUGUAUAACAUAACGGCGCGUGCAUCAUAAGAAUUCGUGUGCAUUUCACGCAAUUGCAUUCGACAAAGUAAAAGUGCGCGCGCGCUGUGCGAGAUGCGUAACGCGGGUGUGCGAAUUGUAUCUGCGGCUUGAUUAGCGCCCGUCUCUUCGUCUUUUUCCUUGCUCCGAAAAACUGGUGGGAAAACGAACAGCACGGACGACGUAGAACGAGCAGUUCAGGCGGAUCCGCAAAGUGAGGUUCACCGAAAAAUGACCUGACGAAGAGGUGAGACCAUCACAAGCAGCAAGAAAAUCCUAUUUGCGAUCGAUGCCUAUGCAAAUCGCAUUUCGGAACAGCCUCGGUUUGAGUACGGAUCUAUUUUUUUCAACGGCAUUAUACAACGUAGUUAUCUUACGAGGAGAGAUUCAGAGGAGAAAAGGUUCUAAGAAAGAUGAACCGAAGUGAUAGGCAAAUGCGCACAAUUAGCGCACUCUGGGGAUACGAGAGCACGCGUCCAGCGAGAAGCCGAUAACAUGAUACGCCCUUUCUUCGAGGAAGAGGAUGCCUUGUGUUACUGGGUUGUCGGCGGCGCCCUGCUGUCGUUCCUCGGCCUCACCGCAGCCUGCAUCUGCAGCUGUCGGCGGAACGAAAAUAAGAAUGAAUUUCUGGGACUCGCUGGUAUGGUAACACUGAAUAAUUCCGAAACAGAUGGUUUCAACAGAAUUCCAACAUUGGAUGUAGCCCAAGUUGUUACACAGGAUGCCAGCGAUGGUGGAAAAAGGACUACAAGUGCCAACAGAAGUCUUCCAGAUAUACCCAAAGACAAGAGCAGAGAACAUGAGGAUUUGGUGGAUUCAGUAGCUCAAGAUAUUUAUGAGACCACUGAGCCUAUGGGAGAUCAUUCAGAACUGUAUGCUACAGUUCAGGAUGCAGCGCAGGAACAGAUAUCUGACAGGGAAGGACACCCGGAAGUCACUCAGCAAGGUUCUUUGACGCAAGACACAUCUCAUCAAUAUGCGAGAUUCGCAUCUCCUAUCUCUGACAAUGUUGAACAUCCUUAUGCACAACUUCAGAACAUUCAGAAGACUGAGACUAGUCAAGUAAAUAGAAGUAGUGUUAACCAAAUCGCAAACAUCGAAAAACCGUCAACAUCGAUGGGUCAACCGAGCGGAAAUCCGAUCGCACCGCCGAGAACCCGUCGCUCGUCCUCGUACAACUCGCUUCUCAACUCAGAGUCGCAUUGCGACAUCCAAGCUGCCAACGCUAUCUCCGGUGGUGUGCAGGCCAAUCAAGAUUUGCCGUAUAUGACACCACCGCUCGUAAUGCUACUGCCGCACCCACCGCAGCAUCAGCCCAGCAGCUCGCAACAGCACUUCAGCGGAGACUCCCAAGAUUCGAAAGGAUACACGAGCAUAAGUGUGAGGGAACCGUUAGCCAAUAUAAUCGCACAGACCAAAGCAGCCUACAGACAGAAUCAAUCCGCUCGACCGAUCACCGAUCCCCAUUAUGCCACCGUUUCUGACGAUUCAGAUGAAAUGUACGCCGCGAUCGACGAGCAGGAUAAAAUAUAUACCAGCGGCAGCGAGACCUACGCGCAGAUUCAACCGAUGACAUCAGAAGUACAAAGGCCAGCGCAACACGAGCAGACUGUGUUCUGCCAGCCUCCUUCACGCGCGGAGGAGAUGCAUCCCGCGCCACAGCCGCCCAGCGUUGACAGUCUGCGUCAUGUUGCGCAUGCCCAUUCUAGACAAGCAUCAUCGUCGAGUGCCAAUAGUUCUAUUAUCAAUCCCGGCUCACCCAAGCCCGAGAAACGCCAAGCAAAUUCCCCGCUGCCGCCGCCGCCCGAAGCGACCGCGGAGGGCUACGCGUCCGUCGACAAGAGGGGCAAGGGCGACGACAGGUCGAGAUCCUCGCUGUCGGUGGGUAAGUCACUCGAGGAUAUGUAUGCGAAGGUGAUGAAGAAGAAGAGGGAGGUGGAGGAACAGCAGAAGGGAGUGGACGACGCGCAUCCGCCGAGCUCCAACACCUUGCAUCCCGAUGCGAACGCUUGUCGGAAGCUGAGCCUAAUUGAGAUCAGCCGGGCGUCGUGGUGCAGUCACGAAUCCGUGGAAAUACAGAAGAAGGAGCCCGACGCCGCGCAUCACCCGGCGGCGAGCGGCGCAGUCGCGAGCAACUUUCACGACGAGAACGACACCGGCGGCAUCUCGAGGCUGUUGCCGAAAGCAGACGCGGACGCUCUCCUGCCGCGCUUAGAACUCGAUCACGGAUACGAGGCCGUUAAUUCCGGCAGCGGGAAGCGGAACUCCGCGACGAGAGGCGCCGCGAACACGUCCGAUCCGAAUUACGAGAUGCUGCGCCCGCAGUGCUCGCGCGAGGACGAUUAUCCGAGCGACUCCACAUCGGCGCGGAGCAGCACGGACGCGUACUCGGUGCCGUUCAAGCAUAGGCAGGUGAGCAACGCGAGCAGCGAGGACCCCGGUUACGAGAAGGUGCGACUGCGACGGCGCAUCGAGCUGGAUCAGGACACGGACUCCGAGCCGAACUACGAAAGCAUGCCGCACGAUCCGGGCGAGCCGAACUACGCGUCCGUCUGCCGGCCCGGCGACAGCGACACGGAUCCGAAUUACGAGUCCGUGAACCACGGCGAUCCGAACUACGAGAGCGUGAAAUACAUGAGCGUGAUGCGGAGCGAGGAACCGCCCUACGAGCAGGUGAACAACUUCCCGCCGGACGUGAACACCGACGGCUACGAGAAGGUGAAGGUGAAGAAGACGACGAACGCUGAUUACGAGAGGAUAAAUCCGAACAAUUCGACGGAACGGAUCAGCAACGGUGGCGACACCGACGACGAGCAGUACGUUCAGGUGUAACGUUUUCCGACGGGGCGCAACGACGUAACGAUCGAACUGUUUGCCGCCCCUGCAGUACAAUCUCAAGCUCGCGCCAAGUCGAGGAAAUUCGACCUCGCGACGCGACGAGCGGCCUGUAGUGUAAGAGAAACGCGCGACAAGUUUCGUCGAUAUCAGUACGAUAAUGAGGACAAGACUGACGAAGACAGACAGUGAGAGUAAGCUUAUGGAUAAGGAGAGAGAGAGAGAGGUCCGUGUAUUAUUUUUUCAAUUGCAAACGGACGCAUUCGGCAUUAGGCAAUACGGCAGUAGGAGCCGUAAUUCGAGCAGUUACCGCUAAACGAGUCAAAACGAAUGCUUCUAACGUGAAAGUGUUUGAUUAGUAUUAUAUUCGGGAUGUCGUCCGUGCGAACUGAAGCUUAAAAAGGAGCUAUUAUUGUCUGUCUUUAAUAAACAAAUUCGAGCAUUUACACCGUAAACUAGGACGCCGCGUAGCGACACUAUUUGACGAUGCAAUUAAAGUAACGCUUCUUGAACAUAAAUCCAGCUGAUACAGUUAAGAAUGGCAUGUAACGCAUAUUUAUUUUUAUUCUCUCACUGAAAGCAACGAGUUAUUUUUUUUACAAAUUGUACCAUUUUUCGGAGAAACACGCUCAUUGGUUUCGUUUACACUUUUUAAUGUGUAUGUAUUUACGACUGAUAACUCGUACACAACGUGUACGAAUAAAAAUAUAUUUUAGAGAGCUAUUAUUUAUUACGAUGUCAUUUAUGCAAAGUGCUGUAUCAGCCAAUAUCAUGCUGUACUAUUAUUAUCUUUAUUACUAUUAUUGAAUUUCUAUUUCUCAAAAUCAAUAUAACAAAUAAUAGAGAAGAUAUAGAUUGAAAUUAAUGAUAAAGAUGGCAAUAAGAGUCAGAUACGCUCCGAAUUUAAAUUGGAGCGUUAAAGUAAUAAACUAUUAUAUAAUAUAAUAUUGUAUACGUAUAUCAUAAUUAAUAUAUAUAUAGUACAGUAAUAUAAUUUACAAUUAUACAAAUAUGUAUAUAUAAUAGCUUAUUGUUCUUAUUGCCUCUUUUAUCAUUUUGCCUUUAAAGAACCAUAUUUGUAUUAACCAAGUAUAAAUUAAAAUUGUAAUCAAAGCUGUCAUAUGUAUCGCACAAGAAAAU